AUGAAUUGUCCAAGGCGCAGACCAAUGACUUCGGCCGAGCCGGGUGUCUUCUUCGCCAAUUUCGGACCACCACCACCAGAGCGCCCUCCUCCUGAAGGAUUCCAUGAGGUAGAGCUGAACAAGACCAGAUGGGUUAUUCCGAAAGCAUACGAUCGAUUACGCACCUUGGGAGAGGGCGCAUAUGGAGUUGUAUGCACUGCUGAAGAUCUACGCACUGGUGAGAGGGUAGCUGUCAAGAAGUUUUUUCGGCCAUUCCAGAGCACUAUACAUGCCAAAAGAACUUAUAGGGAACUCAAAUUACUUCGUACUCUCAAGCACCCGAAUGUUCUGGAAAUGAUUGAUGUGUUUACACCAGAUACAGACGUGGCGUCGUUGAACAAUGUGUAUUUUGUUUCCGUUUUAAUGGGCUCAGAUCUGCAGAAUAUUUUGAAAAUUCAACGUUUAACAAAUGAUCAGAUUCAAGCCUUGAUGUACCAAGUUCUAAGAGGUCUAAAGUAUAUCCACUCGGCCGGAAUUGUGCACAGAGAUUUGAAACCAUCGAAUAUAGCUGUCAACGAGAUUGGUGAAGUAAAGGUGCGUUUGUUGAAGGUUUCGUUUGAAGUUAAUAAAUCGGAUGUAAUAUCCUUGGCUUUUUAUUAUAGGUAG
Messenger RNA from Cooperia oncophora, 645 nucleotides. NCBI's taxonomy places the organism in Eukaryota, Metazoa, Nematoda, Chromadorea, Rhabditida, Trichostrongylidae. The record is from the annotation of a GenBank genome assembly.